Molecule: messenger RNA, 4351 nt
Organism: Acanthopagrus latus (yellowfin seabream)
Lineage: Eukaryota; Metazoa; Chordata; Actinopteri; Spariformes; Sparidae
Gene: rnf34b
Product: ring finger protein 34b
Exons: 8
Coding region: 158-1414 (418 amino acids)
Biological process (GO): protein K48-linked ubiquitination; proteasome-mediated ubiquitin-dependent protein catabolic process; negative regulation of extrinsic apoptotic signaling pathway via death domain receptors
Cellular component (GO): cytoplasm; plasma membrane
Molecular function (GO): ubiquitin protein ligase activity
Source: RefSeq, a predicted model, not a curated record
CUGUGGUUGGCUGCGGCCCCUCCUGGCCAUUACGUUAUGCUUACUCCACACACACAGGCAGCUGGAGAGAGGGAAGACGUAAUGGUUUGACUCCCUGUGCACUUGCGAUGGUCGUCGUCCUGACAUUACUCGGCAGAUUCCUCGCACGGGCGGCGCAAUGAAGGCGGGGGCAUCGUCCAUGUGGGCGUCAUGCUGUGGGCUGCUGAACGAGGUGAUGGGCACGGGCACGGUGCGGGCUCAGCAGCCGGGGUUCGGAGCAGGGGCGGGGCCCUUCCGCUUCGCCCCCAGUGCUGGGUACUCCACCUACCCCCCCACCAGCUCAGGGAGCGCCGGACAGCUGUGCAAGGCCUGCGGACUGGCCUUCUCCGUCUUCAGACGCAAGCACAUCUGCUGUGACUGUAAGAAGAGUUUCUGCGCCCUGUGCUCGGUGCUUCAGGAGAACCUGCGCUGCUGCACCACCUGCCACCUGCUGCGCGGCACCGCCUUCCAGAGGCCUCGGCUCAUGCAGCUCCGAGUCAAAGACCUGCGCCAGUACCUGCUGCUGCGCAACAUCCCCACCGACACUUGCAGGGAGAAGGAGGACCUGGUGGACCUGGUGCUCUGUCAUCAGGGGACGAGGGAAACCCAGAGACCGGUGGUGGAGGAGGACGAGGACGAGGAGGAGGAGGAGGAGGAAGAAGAAGAAGAGGAAGAGGAAGAAGAGGACACACAUGAGGAGGAAGGGGAGGAGGAGGAGGAGGAGGAAGGGGAGGAGGACACAGACAGUCUGCACUCGCUCCCCCACUCGCACGCCGCCUCGCCCCCCUCCGCCACGCGCUCCACCUCUGAACAGUCGGUCCUCUCCGCCUCUCAGGGAGACGUGCUCAGCCCAAGUGACAGCUCAGGGACCACCAGCCAGGAGCAGGAGGACACGCCAACAGCGUCCCUCUUGAACCUGGAGCCCACUGAAAAUAUGAUAGAGGUCAGUCCGGCGACACAGAGGAGGAUCAGGGCCUCGCUGUCUGAUCUGGACAACGAAGAGGCGAUAGAAAACCUCUCCGUCCGUCAGCUGAAAGAGAUUCUCGCCAGGAACUUUGUCAAUUACUCCGGCUGCUGCGAAAAGUGGGAGCUGCUGGAGCGAGUGCACCGACUCUACAGAGAGAACGAGCAGAACAGGAAAUCCAUGGAAAAUGUGAGCAUAACUGCAGUGGUUGCAUAUCCUCCACCUCUCUGCAACAGUGGAGUUGGAGAUGGUGUCAAAGCUCAGCUGGCGGCCGAUGAAAACUUGUGUCGCAUCUGCAUGGACGCCAUCAUCGACUGCGUGCUGCUGGAAUGUGGUCACAUGGUAACCUGCACCAAAUGUGGCAAGAGGAUGAGCGAGUGCCCCAUCUGCAGGCAGUACGUAGUGCGGGCCGUGCACGUCUUCAAGUCUUAAGAAACUCUGAGCGCUGGAGCGGCCCUCGGGCGUGCACGAGGCCCCCCCCACCCCCGGAGCCCUGGGUUUGUCGCAGAGGAUGAACUGCUGUGCAUGACGUCUCACAGGGCCUAAUGCUGCAGCGGGGCGCGAGCAACCUCCCGGUCUUUGGAACCAGACUGUUGCCUCUUGCCUACCAUGGUUUGUCUCCCCUCCCCUCCUCCUUUACUAACUCAUGCUCCGGCCCCACUCCUCCUCCGUGGCGGACCGUCAUCAGCUGCACCGGGACACUCACUCUUUCUCUCUCUGGUCUAUUAAACACACAGCAGAAAGCCCCUGCCAUCACUUUCUACUCUCUGUUCUCUGUUUAGAUUUGACUCACAGGAGAGGAGAGACGGCGGUCCCGCGGAUACUUGAAGUGGAGCGGGUUCGUCGUGAAGCGGUCGGAUGAAAAAAUAUAAGAUCCCAGGGUUAGAGUCAAUAUGGUUUACACAAGUCAUGUCACAUGACACCGUGUUAUCUCCUUCAGUGUUCUCUAGGACGUGCAAUAUCAGAAAAAAAAAGAGACUUACAUGUGUUUUUAGAAGACGUCUAUUUCGUUAAUCCAAACACCACGUGCACCGGUCAUCUCGUCUCGCGCACAGGAGGGUGUAAGGUGCCAAACGUCAUGCCUUUGAUCGGUAUUUGGUUAAGAUUUCACAGUAUAUGCAUCUCAUAACCAGCAAGCUUGGUGUGAUAGUUUACUUCUUUUUUUUUUGUUUUCAGUCUCAGAAUAAUGAAGUGUGUACGAGUAAACAUUUGAACACCUGCUGCGUGAAGGAUGUGAUUUUCUCAUGGAAAAUGAAGUGAUUUCUGCUGAACAGAUAAUAAACCGCUGCGUGGUCACGCCACACGCUGCACUACAUUCCUGUUACAACUAUAGAGAAAGUUGGGAAAACAGCAGAUUGACCAAAAAGAACUGAACUCAAGGUCCACUUACUACAUUUUUCCCAGAUUUUGGACCACAUUUCACAGGCUUCUUCAGCAGCUACUCAGAUAUUGAAUGGCUGAGUGGUUAUAUGAUGGGGUGAUCAUGUGGAUUGACCUCAUCCUUUGACUGAGGAAGACCACCAAGCUCCAGAGACAGCCAAUAAGUGGAACUUGAGUUAAGAGUUAAGUUUUUCUUGUACUAGGCUAUAUUUAUCUGUCUUAAAGUCUCAUUCCUCUUUAAUUUAAAGGAACAGUUCACCCCUCGAGUCAAAAUUACGUACUCUUAAAUCCACUCACCUGUAGUUUUAUUGAUCCAUGUAGAUCAUUUCAGUGUGGGUUGCUGAGUUUUGGAGAUAUCUGCGGUAGAGAUGUCUGCCUUCUCAUCAUGUCCUGGUUACUCAAUAUAAUUCACAGUCGCUGCUCUGACAGAAGCGUACAUCCGCUAGUGGACAAGAGGCUAGCUGACUAAAUCAGCUAAGCUAGCGAGGAGGAUGCUAUGAAUGUUUACAUCCCACGCUGUUUGAGCCUAUUGUCCAUGAGCAGAUGUGGGCUUGUGCUUUUGACAGUGGAGGAUGUAAACAUUAAAGCUGUUCCCCUUGGCUAAGCUGUAGCAUUUGCUAGCUUACCCUGCUGGAAAAAACAGCAUAGACCAGCACCGAAACACAACACAUGGGCUUGCAAGUGACUGGUCACCACCAAGACCAGCAUAUGUUGUGUUUUGGUGCUGGUCUGUGCUGGUUUUUCCAGCAGGGUAUUUAGCUAGCCUCUCAUCCCUUAGUUGAUGCAGACUUGUAUGGCACAGGAUGUAAACAUUAAUGCUGUUGUCCUUGGCUAAGAUGUAACAUUAGCUAGCUUAGUUAGCUAGCCUCAUGUCCCUUAUUAGAUGUGGUAGUAGGAUGUAGGGUAGUUUAAAUAUUAACCGUCAUCAUGAGUUGCUGUACUCUUUUCAGUUGGGGGAUGUGUUUUGAUAUAAAGGAAAAAUAGUUAGCAAUUUAAUAUAGGAACUAUUUUCUUUUACCAAAACUACAUCUGCCAACAGUCUCAUUGCACAGAAGGAAGCUGCAUCUACCCACAAGAGGCUCAUGUUCAUGACAGAGAUGGAAACAACGAUGACCUCCUUGCCAUUACAUGGAACGAAGGCCUGUGGAUUAUCUUGAGUAACCGGGUUGUAAUUUCUGGAAGUCUGGAGUCGUUGCUGUUGAGUUUUCCUAAAUGUAUUGUUAUGGCACUCCGAGCACCACAAGCAGACUGCUGUCUAGUUCCAUUCUAUCUAGUUGGACCUGGGAUGGAUAAAUAGCACGAGAGAUGAUAAGAAACGUAUGUCUUUUUGAUUUUGGGGGUGAACUGUCCUUUUCUUAAAAUGACUUCCACCAAGCAAUACCAUUUAGUUUCCAAGUCUACCAAGUGUCUUUCUUUGAUUGUGUUUGUCCGUUGACUUGUCGAAUCUUAGCAGGUGCUACUUCCUCUUUCCUGAGUGUAACAUGAACACACCUUUUUAACGUCAUGUCGUCGAGGCGUCCUUCCAAAUAUCCAUCACACAGCGGGCGCUAGAGGAGGCCUGGUUUACUUUAACCUGUUAUGCAAAUGAAACACUUUUUGUUUUUCUUGUCAUGAGAUCCAGUUUAACUCAGAUGUCACUAAAAAUAUCUGUGUGUACAGUAUGCCUGUGGUAUGUUUAAAAAAAAAAAGAUACGAAAAGAAGCUGAAUUGCUGUUAAGUGAAAUCGCAUAGAUAGCUUAUAUUGUUGUUUACUGAUAAGUCAUUAAAUGUAUAUUUUUCCAUUUACUUGGGAGACAUGAUUUAAAAUUCUACUUAUAGCGGAGGUUUAAAAAUAAAAAAAAAAAGUAUAUACCGUUUAUUUCAGAAUGUAUUUCUGCUGGUUUUGGUCAGACGAGUUCAUGCCACUCUCUCACCAUUAAAGUUGCGUCAGUCACGGUCUCGCUUUCUAGCACUUUUUGUUGCCGUCUGCUUCAGAUCCAAAAAAAAAAA